CAAAGGCGAGCGGGGGAGUCACCUCCGAGUCGGACACACCAACGCUCCGCCUCCGGUCCAAGCCAAGCAAAACGCUCCCAUCAUAAAAAGCACAAGCUCUCUCUUGCCAUCCAUCGUCCCACGAUCGUCGCUAUCCCCCACCUCGCAUCGUCUCCAACCCAAUCCAAAUCCGGAGCGGAGCGAGCGAGUGAAGAAGGCGACGAGGCCCAGGGGGUUGCUUUCUUCUUCCAGCCCUUCGCCUUCGCCGAUCGACCGAGAGGAUGGCGGGCGGCGGGAGGAUCAUCAGGGUGCCGGCGCUGCGGACGUGCGCGGCGGCGGCGGUGGCGGCGUGCGCGGUGCCCGUGGCCGUGUCGCUGGCGCUGCUCUGGCUGCCCCUGCUCUGCUUCGCGGUGGCCGUCGUCCGGUUCCGCCGGGUGAUGAGGACGCGGAGGGCGGCGGCGGCGGAGCAGAGGUGCGGCGGCGGCGGCGGCGGGAGGUCGGGGGCGGCGGUGGACGCCGGCGACCGGCUGAGGCUGCUGCAGAAGUACCUCGAGGACCAGAUGGAGCUCGUCGGGGCCGAGGCCGGGGAGGUGUUCUUCCGCGACCUCGGCAGCAGCAGCCGCGUCGAGUCAUAGAGAGCGGGGGGGAUUGUAUCUUUCCUUUUUCUUUGUUCUUCUUGUUCUUCAAGAAGAAUCGAUCAGAGACUUCGAUCUGUAGGAGCCGGUUUUGUUCGUGGUCGGUGGAAUGAAACAUGAGCAAGGAUUUAGUUUAGAGUC
Molecule: messenger RNA, 755 nt
Organism: Brachypodium distachyon (stiff brome)
Lineage: Eukaryota; Viridiplantae; Streptophyta; Magnoliopsida; Poales; Poaceae
Exons: 1
Coding region: 261-614 (117 amino acids)
Source: RefSeq, a predicted model, not a curated record